AUGUCGUCCUCACAGGAGGAUGCUGGACAUGUAACAGCCAUCACGGCGCCAGUCUCAGCAUCCUCCUUACAACCGCAGGCUUCACCAGUGAUUUCACCAAAGACAGCCACCAAGAUGCCGCCGUGGGCCAUCCCCUUCGACACGCCGGCCAGGAACCGCUUCCUGAAGGACUACCGGAUCCAGGCGGCCUCUGCGACCUCGACAAUCCUCGCAUGCCUUGCUGUGACCCCACUGGAGAACGUGAAGACUCGACUCCAGUCAUACAACUUCAAGGGGACCAGCGACUGCCUUCGGUACAUGCUCAAACACGAGGGGCCACGAGGAUUUAUGGCCGGCGCGUUACCACCACUGGCAAGCCUUACGAUAGUCAGAGUCACCAAUUUUACCGUCUAUCAGAAGCUCAAGCAUGCUCUCUCCGACCUCGUGGAAAAGAAUACUGGAACCUCCCCAUUAGCCACAUAUAACACUCCAGGUUCCCUUCCCACUUUUACCGGUGUCUCCUGUUUUAUGAUAUCUGGGAUGGUGGCAGGUGUCUGUGCUGCUCCUAUUGCUUGCCCAUUUGAACUCGCCAAGAACGUGGUUCAGACCUCUGUACUCAUGGCAAGCAGCCAACGCGGACCUACUGGACGGGGUCUCAAGUAUACCUCACUUCAGAAUGUCCCACGCCUUUCAACCGCCCAGGCUAUCAAACAAAUCAUCUCUCGUCAUGGUUUCCGUGGUCUUUACACAGGAAUGGGUCUUCACAUGGCUCGAGACACGGUUGGCACUGGCCUGUAUUUCGCCAUCUACGAAACCUCUAAGCAACUGACGUCAACUUACCUGGGAGAUAACCAUUCUCCGUUUGGACCGCAGCUGGUUGGCGGUGCGCUCUGUGGCACCCUUCCAUGGCUCUUUGACCAAACUGAUAUCCUGUUUCUUCAGACGUACCCACUUGAUACCCGAAAAACUCGUCGACAGAGUAUGAUACUAGGGAAAUCAAAAGAAGUGGGAGCUGCAGUGGCCAAAUCUUCAGUUUAUACAGGCUUAUCGGUGAUCAUUCUUCGUACAGCUGUGCAGAAUAUGCUCCUUCUGACCAUGUUCGAGUACUUCAAGAGGGAGAUCGAUAAGCUGGAAAUUUGA
Microsporum canis CBS 113480 is the source of this 1119-nucleotide messenger RNA. RefSeq lists its product as hypothetical. The transcript is spliced from 6 exons. Lineage: Eukaryota; Fungi; Ascomycota; Eurotiomycetes; Onygenales; Arthrodermataceae. Gene Ontology annotation, molecular function: transmembrane transporter activity. Bases 1 to 1119 code for a protein of 372 amino acids. The record is from RefSeq and is a predicted model, not a curated record. Gene Ontology annotation, biological process: transport.